Messenger RNA from Otolemur garnettii (small-eared galago), 2288 nucleotides. It is a transcript of the gene BRME1, whose product is annotated as chromosome unknown C19orf57 homolog. The coding region runs from base 60 to 1892 and encodes 610 amino acids. Lineage: Eukaryota; Metazoa; Chordata; Mammalia; Primates; Galagidae. Gene Ontology annotation, biological process: double-strand break repair involved in meiotic recombination. The record is from RefSeq and is a predicted model, not a curated record. The transcript has 7 exons.
AGAAGAAGCUUCGGAUCCCAGCCUAGGAGGACUUCAGACCCCUCUCCAUUUGUCUUUGUAUGCACAGCUUGCCUGAGGAGGAAACAGGAGCUCGGUCUAGGCUCCUCCUUGGUAAACCAGAAAGGGAUUCAGCUGCCCUUCCUCUUUCUCAGAACCCAAUUAGGAGGUUUGUCCCCCAGUUUCCAAACCCGAGGAAGACAGUGGCAAGAAAAGCAGAGACCAGGGAAGAGGACCUCAGGAGUGGGGCCUUCAGCCUGGAAACACUUCCAGAGCCCAGUGCCCAGCAGGCAGGAAGCCAGCACAUGGAGGAGUCCCUGGGGAUCACUGUCCAGGAGAGCAGAGAGCAAAUGCAGGCAGAGGGUACCCUCCCUGAACAAAGCAGCCAGAACCUCAUGAACUCCAUGCCUGGCAGUGGGGAUUCUCAGCCUAAGGCCUCUCUGGAAGGUGGGGCAGGCCCCUCCACUUCAGAGAUGGCCAGCCAGGACCACCUUUUGGAGCAAGGGACCAACACACUGCAUGGUGGAAACUUGGGGAACAGUGGACCUGAGAUGGAGAAGGGCUGGGUUCCAGGCAGUGGUGGCCACAAAGGGUACCUUCUGAGCAGCAGUGUUGAAAGAAAGGAGCCAGAUGGAGCUGCUCCCCAGGAGGGAGGUGCCCAAUGGGGACCAGGGGCUGACCUGCCUAGAGGGCCCUGGGAGGAAGGAGACAGUAUCCCCAGCACCCCAGCAUCAGCUCCUCCCUCAGCCCCUGCAUGGAGACCAGGGCCUGCCACUUGGUGCCUAGAGCCCAGGUUCGCGGCCCAAGAUCCCCCUGACCUCUGGCAGAUACCCUAUGGGACUGGUGGGGGCCCAGAGUGGAGCGGCAACAGCCUAGGAUGCUCCUCCCUUGGGGUGGCUGCUAUUGCAGAUCUGAACAUGGACCAACCAGAGCUGGAAGAGAGAGCCCUGGAGGUGUCCGGGCCAGAUGAGCAUGCCAACAGCAGGUUGCCUGCCUCUCUUGGAGGGAAGGCCCUAGACAGAGGCCACAAGAUGGCUGUGCCUGGCUUCACACCUCUCACUGGGGAGAUCUCAGAAGGCAGAGGCGGGGUGGGGUGGGAAGACAAGUUCCCUGACAACAUCCCAGUGGGCCCUGCAACCUCCCUGACUUUGGCUUCUAGGAACCAGGAACCUACAAUGGGCUCUGGAGAUUCUUGCUAUCUAGCCCCAGAUACAGGUCCAGGCGUCAGUCAGAAACAGGUGGUAGGAUUUGACCAAAAGGUUGCUGAGUUAGGCAGCCAGAGUCAUGAACAAGACCCUAAGGGGCCCAGUCUGUCCCCCCAAGGCUCUGGUCUGCUGGAAUGCACAGAAGCAGUGGAUGGCCCUCCUCAGGAGACCCCAGCCUACCAGGGUAGUCCAGACACCCCUGCUGACCCAGGGGCAUGGCAACCUGACCAUCCUCAUUCUGCAGACCAGGCCACCUGGGGGGGCUCCUCACAGGUGGACCUGGACUUCCUGCCAGAUAGCGAGAUACAGAAAGCCCUGGAUGCCUCUGACUUUGAAUCCCUACCAGAGCAGCUGUUUCCUUCGGGGAGCAGGCUGGACCCUUGUUGGCCUGACCCCAGCCCAUGUACCAGUGGAGAUCCUGUUGAAGUGGCCAAGGCCCAGCCAAGGCCCUGUGUGGGGAUCCAGGCCUGUGAGGCCUCUAGGAUGGAGGAUGCCACUGAUGUCGUGCGUGGCCUCAUUGUUGAGCUAUCCAACCUGAACCGACUGAUCAUGAGCGCCCAUCGUGACCUGGAAGCCUUCAAGCGCCUCAGCUACCGCAAGACAAAGCCAGCAGGGAAAGGCCCUUUGCCCUACUCGUCCAAGGUGGCUGGGAUCCUUCCCCAGGGGGAGCAGCUCUGGAGAGACUCGUAGGCUUCUUUUAGCGGCCUCAACAGUAGUUUGCAUGCACGUGUAGGGCAGUAUAUUUUCCUGUGCACACCAGCCCAUGCCCUUAUGGGCCGCCCAGUAUUUCGUUUCCCUGCAAGAUGUUCCUAGUGGAUCCUAGAAACCUCCCCUCAGCAAACCUGGAAGUCAACCUUCCACAGGUUACACACAGGAGGCCCUGGUCAACAUCCUCCAUUGAGAGUCCAGCACAGGGAGGGAGCUGCUGUCUGAGCAGCACCCAUCCCACCUGGAUCUGCAAAUUCAGGCUCCUGAGCUGAGGUAUAGAAGGUUCAGAAUUUCUUUCCUGAAGGAUGAAAAGGUUCCCUUUGUUGGCUGUCUUCUCCCAAUUUCCAUUUUUACCUCUUGUUGGAAGGCCAGUAAUAA